UGUUCUCUCUUUGUGUUGAGAAAAACAAUUUUGACACAUGUUUAUGAGCAAGUCUGUGAAUAAAGGUCUAUAUCACAAUGAAGGCAACUGAUUGUACUUACAGAUUUGUACUACUAUUUUUUGCAUGUCUUCUUACUUUUGGAAUGUACUUUAGUUUUGAUCUACCAGGAGUGUUGCAGCAUAGACUAGAAGGAAUAACAAACUGUACAGAUAAUAGCACAAGAUACAAUGAAACCUGUGUACAGUGUGAGGGAUGUCUUGGAAUGUCAUCCCGACAGUUCAACAUACUCUAUGCUAUAUAUGCAUGGACAAAUGCUGUGGUUGUGAUUGGUGCUGGUGUUUUAGUUGAUCGCCUUGGCAACAGAGUUGGAUUGUUGCUGUUUUCUUUUUUGUGUUUACUUGGGACAUCUUUAUUUGCUGUUGGUACCAUGCUGAAGGACACAUCUGCAAUGUUUCCUCUCAUGCUGACUGGAAGACUUAUCUUUGGAUCUGGCGGAGGUGCUUUAACAGUUGUUCAGAGUACAGUGACAGCUUACUGGUUCAAGAACAAAGAACUGGCUUUCUCAUUUGCCUGUAAAACUGCCAUGUCAAGGGUGGCUAGUGUACUCAACUUCUUCUUUACUGAGAGUUUUGCCAGUCACUUUGGUUUGAUAUUAGCUGUUUGGAAUGGUGCUAUUUUAUGUGGAGUUGCAUUUAUAUCAGCUAUCAUUGUCAGUAUAAUGGAUGUACAUGGUGUUAAACAGUUAGGGGAUCAUCAAGCAUUACAAACGGAAUCCAAAAAAUUUAAACUGUCUGACAUUAAACAAUUUACGUUGACUUAUUGGUUAUUGGUUAUGGCAGUCAUGUUCUACUAUGUCUCACUUCUACCAUUCAUGGCAGAUGCCAGCUUGUUUGUACACCAGAAAUAUGGUUACAGUCCAAGAAUGUCCUCAAUAAUAGUAGGAGUUGUAUAUGACUUGUCUAUUGUGUUGGUGCCUAUCAUUGGUAUGAUUAUAGAUCGAAUAGGAAAGAGAGGGAUUAUGAUGUUGAUCUGUUCCUUUAUGAUGAUACCAGUUUACACUGUGUUAGCCUUUACCCAUAUUCAUCCUGUGAUAGUGACUGCAUGGUUAGGAAUUACAUAUGCUGUUGCUAGUGCAGUUAUAUGGCCAUCCAUACCAAUAGUUGUAAAACAGUCUAUGUUAGGAACUGCUAUGGGUGUUAAUAACUCCAUACAAAUGCUUGGUGUGGGAGGAGCUAAUCUGGUUGUAGGAGAAAUUCUGGGCAAAAAUAACAGCCUAACAGAAGAAGAGAGACUAGUGAGGUGGAAGUAUAUGAUGAUUUUCUUAAUGUGUACAGCUAUAGCCUGUUUCACAGCUGCAGUAUUUGUCAAUAUUAGUGAUGCAAAUAGGGGGGGUAUUUUGAAUCAGAGCAGAAAACAAAUGAUGCAAAGUAAACAUUUGGAAACUGAGAAGACUAUAUCAGUGGAACAUUCAACUGAAAAGGAUUACAAUGUAUCUGAUGAGAAUCAGCCGUUAUUAGGAACCAUGCAAAAAAUAAAUUGAUCA
Mytilus trossulus (common blue mussel) is the source of this 1544-nucleotide messenger RNA. Its product is annotated as major facilitator superfamily domain-containing protein 1-like. The transcript is spliced from 14 exons. The record is from RefSeq and is a predicted model, not a curated record. The coding region runs from base 78 to 1541 and encodes 487 amino acids. NCBI's taxonomy places the organism in Eukaryota, Metazoa, Mollusca, Bivalvia, Mytilida, Mytilidae. Gene Ontology annotation, molecular function: transmembrane transporter activity. Gene Ontology annotation, biological process: transmembrane transport.